Pipra filicauda (Wire-tailed manakin) is the source of this 2842-nucleotide messenger RNA. It is a transcript of the gene RCN1, whose product is annotated as reticulocalbin 1. The record is from RefSeq and is a predicted model, not a curated record. Bases 1 to 960 code for a protein of 319 amino acids. Lineage: Eukaryota; Metazoa; Chordata; Aves; Passeriformes; Pipridae. Gene Ontology annotation, molecular function: calcium ion binding. The transcript is spliced from 6 exons. Gene Ontology annotation, cellular component: endoplasmic reticulum.
AUGGCGGGCGGCGGUGCGGGGCGGGCGCUGCUCCCGGCGCUGCUGCUCCUGGCGGCGGGAGCGCUGGGCAAGCCCACGGCGCGGCAGGAGCGGGCGCGGCCCGGAGCGCAGCACGAGGACCGGCCCGGCUUCCAGUACGACCACGAGGCCUUCCUGGGCAAGGAGGAGGCGCGGAGCUUCGACCAGCUGAGCCCGGAGGAAAGCCGGGAGCGCCUGGGGAAGAUUGUGGAUAGAAUAGAUGACAACAAAGAUGGCUAUCUCACAACAGAGGAAUUAAAAACCUGGAUUAAGCGGGUACAGAAACGCUAUAUCUAUGAAAACGUGGCUAAAGUUUGGAAAGACUAUGAUCUAAACAAGGACAAUAAAAUUGCCUGGGAAGAAUACAAACAAGCCACAUAUGGUUAUUAUCUAGAAAAUCCAGAAGAAUUCCAAGAUGCAACUGAUCAGCACAGCUUUAAGAAAAUGCUGCCCAGAGAUGAAAGACGAUUCAAAACUGCAGAUCUGGAUGGAGACUUGGCUGCCACUCGUGAAGAAUUCACUGCUUUCCUUCACCCGGAGGAGUUUGAGCACAUGAAAAACAUCGUUGUCCUAGAAACCUUAGAAGACAUAGACAAAAAUGGGGAUGGUUUCGUGGAUCAAGACGAGUACAUUGCUGAUAUGUUUGCAAAUGAAGAGGGUGGACCAGAGCCUGACUGGGUGAUUACAGAGCGUGAACAGUUUGCAGAUUUUCGUGACCUCAACAAGGAUGGAAAGAUGGACAAAGAUGAGAUUCAGCACUGGAUUCUCCCUCAAGACUAUGAUCAUGCCCUGGCUGAAGCCAGGCACUUAGUCUAUGAGUCUGAUGCAGACAAGGAUCAAAAACUAACAAAAGAGGAAGUUCUUGACAACUGGAAUAUGUUCGUUGGAAGUCAAGCUACUAAUUAUGGGGAGGACCUCACAAGAAACCACGAUGAACUAUGAUACAAAUACCAACCAGUAUGCUACACACCUUUUCUCCACUUUACUGAAAUCACUGUGUCCAUCCCUUCUUUCGGGGGGAGAUGGGCAAGGGACACUCACAGCUGAACAACUUGCAUUAAUAUAUUUUUAACAUGCCAGCUUAUUACCUCAGAAACCGCUUAGAAAUAGCUUUUUACUCUUUUCACGUGGUUAUAUGCAAUAUAUAGUUACUACAGGCUUUAUUUUGGAAAAAAAAAGGUAACUUUUCUGAGUAGAUUAGAGCCUGACACGGAAAAAGCACUUCUAAAAAACAUAAUUGCAAGGAUGUUUAAUAGUGAAAUAUUUUCUUCAAAUACCCUCUUUUACCAUAGUGAAAUGCAGCUAGGGUUAGAAAGAAACCUAAUGUUUAAACAGACUAAGCUGUUUAGUUGUCUUUUUUUUAAUAGCAUAUAACAAUUUAAAGUUAAGACUUUGAGCCAGAGAAGAGGUUUGACACAACCUUUGUCUCCACAGAGGUUUUGUCUCCCACUUUGGGUCAGAGGUGCUGCAGAAGUUAUCCAGCAGCCCUCUGGUUCAGAGCUUUCCAAGUUCAACACGUGCAGCUGGCCCUUCUCUCUGACCCCCAUCACAGAGCAGAGGGGAUGUGGAGUUCAGAGGGGCAGCUGCUCACUCCGAGGGCGGGGGAACGCACAGCUGUUUGGGGGCUGUUGGUUGGGCUGUUCCCUGGCAGGAAUUGUGCCACACGGAGCAUCAUUUACCUCGCGCUUUUCGCGCUUUACCCGAGCCGGGCUCUUGUUCGUGCAGUGUGAAUGGCAGCAGCUCUGUGAUGGAGAAAGAAUGAGACAUAUCACCCCUCUGGGCCUUCUGCCUCCUCUGCCACGUAAGAGGACAGAUUUAUGUGGCUAAAGUUCUGGGUUUGUAUGUAUAUACGUUUAAGGACAUGUUAGUGAAGCAACUCUACAAAGACAGCUCUCCUUCCCAAAAAGAGGGUAAGCUUUCCACACAGGUGCUUUCUUUUUUACUGUAUAAUGUGAGUUGUUACAUGUAUAUUUUUAUAUACCCAAGUUAGAUAAGUUUGGUUGGUUUUAAAUGUACCGGUUUUAAAAUAAGCACAAUAAAACCAAUACUUCUUUUUGAUACUGUGAAGGUGCAAUAACACAGACUAACACAGAGAAAUGAUGUGAAAGCACAAACCAAGCCUCUAAAGCCAGUGGUUCCCAAAGGACUGGGUCAUUGGCAACUCCUGCAGCACUGGGUGGUCAUUUACAAAGAGCAGCUGGACAUACAGCACCGACUGUUUCUUCUUCACCUCAAUAAAAAAAAAAAAGCUAGAAAGGAGUCCAAUAUACAUAGUUGCUAUGACUAGAAUUGUUUCUGAACAAUAAUAACUGGGAGAUUAGGGCUCCACAGCAGUCACUGGGAGGUUCCUUGAAGGUUUGGCCUACAGCAUCACACGCUGGAGGUCACAUAACCAUCCAGAGAGGAGCUUUGAGACUCCCGGGUUGUGAUACACUUCAGCAGUUCAACAAAUCUGUGAAAAUCAGCAUGAGACAAUGCAGAGCUGUGACCUUUGUAAGCAGGGUCAUUUUCAUAAGGUCAUACAAGAACUGUGGUGGAAUAUUUUACAUCUUCUCAUUGAAGAUAAUUAAAUCUAGAUACCAGAGGCUGGCAGAGAUUACAUGUUCUUGCUAUAGCACCAUUACUGAGCUUUUGGUGUGCACUUCUUAUGACAUUGCCAGCAAUGUCUCUGCAAAGUCCCUACCUCUUCUAGUAACAUACAGUAGGACAAAUGUCAUAAGACAUAAGUGAACUGGUUUUGCUUUUAGAGUACCCUCAAGUUAAAUAAAUGCCUAAGUGCAGCGUUACCUGAGAAGCAAUAAAAUUGUAUCUUGGCACAUGUAAA